Molecule: messenger RNA, 3296 nt
Organism: Zingiber officinale
Lineage: Eukaryota; Viridiplantae; Streptophyta; Magnoliopsida; Zingiberales; Zingiberaceae
Product: puromycin-sensitive aminopeptidase-like
Exons: 34
Coding region: 142-3111 (989 amino acids)
Biological process (GO): proteolysis
Cellular component (GO): chloroplast
Molecular function (GO): zinc ion binding; metallopeptidase activity
Source: RefSeq, a predicted model, not a curated record
CUUAAAUUCCGUUCGUUCCCUGUCCUUCCCUAGCGAUUGGACCCAAUUGCUCGCACAGGCGAUCGGCCAUUCUCUCUUCUUCCGCAGGAGGCCGGCGAUCCCGUCCUGAUCGUGAUCGGUUGAGGACUUGAGAAAUAGGCGAUGGGUGUCUCGAUCGAAAUGGCUCGUUUGGUAGUCCAGUGGAAAGGUUCGAGUUUGGUAAAGAAUCGGUUUCUCGGCGUCUUUUCUUCCGUUCAUCUUCAGCAUACACGUAGAAGUUCUUCUAUCUGUUUCCCAAGAAAUAGCUAUUUCACCUAUAAUCACCAUAAUUACAAUUCGAACGUUAAGAACGAGGGUUUCUAUUGGAGGAGAAGCCUCUUACCUUCAUUUUCACCUAAAUUAAGUGGAAAAAGGCUAGCUUCUUUAGUUGAAACUGAACCUCUACCUGCACACUCAGAGGAGUUGAAAAUGGACGCACCAAAAGAGAUAUUUCUGAAGGACUACAAGAUGCCAGAUUAUUUGUUUGACACGGUUGACUUGAAAUUUGUAUUGGGAGAGGAAAAGACUAUAGUCUUCUCUAAAAUUGCUGUUUACCCCAGGGUUGCUGGUAUUUCGUCUCCUUUGGUUCUUCAUGGAAGUGAUCUUAAGCUAUUGUCAAUUAAAAUUAACGGAAAGGAAUUACAGCAACAAGAUUUUCACUUGGAUCAUCGUCAUUUGACCCUGCUAUCACCGCCUGUUAGUGCAUUUACACUUGAAAUUGAGACAGAGAUGUAUCCACAAAAGAAUACAUCAUUAGAGGGUCUGUACAAGUCCUCUGGAAAUUUUUGCACACAGUGUGAAGCUGAAGGUUUUCGGAAAAUAACCUUUUAUCAGGAUCGCCCUGAUGUGAUGGCAAGAUAUACUUGUAGAAUUGAAGCUGAUAAGUCUCUUUAUCCAGUGCUUUUAUCUAAUGGAAAUCUGAUAGAGCAAGGUGAUCUGGAGGAUGGGAAGCAUUAUGCUUUAUGGGAAGAUCCUUUUAAAAAACCAUGCUACUUGUUUGCAUUAGUUGCUGGACCACUAGAAAGCAGAGUUGAUAAAUUUAUCACUCGCUCUGGACGUGAGGUUACCUUGAAGAUUUGGACACCCUCAGAUGAUGUACCCAAAACUGCCCAUGCGAUGUAUUCUCUUAAAGCAGCUAUGAAAUGGGAUGAAGAAGUUUUUGGUCUUGAAUAUGAUCUUGAUUUGUUCAACAUUGUGGCUGUUCCUGAUUUUAACAUGGGAGCCAUGGAGAACAAGAGUCUGAAUAUAUUUAAUUCUAAGCUUGUGUUGGCAUUGCCUGAAAGUGCUACUGAUGGAGAUUAUGCUGCAAUUUUGGGAGUAAUUGGUCAUGAGUAUUUCCAUAACUGGACAGGCAACAGAGUCACCUGCCGAGACUGGUUCCAACUAAGUCUAAAAGAAGGUCUUACUGUAUUUAGAGAUCAGGAAUUCUCAUCUGACUUAGGCAGUCGCACAGUUAAGCGGAUAGCUGAUGUUUCCAGAUUGCGAAAUUACCAAUUCCCACAGGAUGCUGGCCCCAUGGCACACCCUGUCCGCCCACACUCAUACAUUAAGAUGGAUAACUUCUAUACUGUGACGGUGUAUGAAAAGGGUGCUGAAGUUGUUAGAAUGUAUAAAACCUUGCUUGGUAGUUCUGGGUUUAGAAAGGGUAUGGAUCUAUAUUUCAAGAGACACGAUGGACAAGCAGUGACUUGUGAAGAUUUUUUUUCUGCUAUGCGUGAUGCAAACAAUGCAGAUUUCUCUAAUUUCUUACUAUGGUACUCUCAAGCUGGAACACCUAAUGUCAAGGUUGCUUCUUUGUAUAAUCCUGAUGCUCAGACAUACUCUUUGAAGUUCAGUCAAGAAGUGCCUCCUACUCCUGGUCAACCCGUGAAAGAACCUAUGUUUAUACCUGUGUCUGUUGGACUACUUGACUCAAGUGGAAAAGACAUGCCCCUCACUUCUAUUCAUCAUGAUGGAAUGCUGCAUACAGUUUCAACUCCUGGCCAAUCAGUAUUUACAACUGUGCUUCGAGUCACAAAGAAGGAAGAAGAAUUUGUGUUUGUCAAUAUACCUGAACGACCAAUCCCUUCACUAUUACGAUGCUAUAGUGCACCGGUUCGUCUUGAUUCUGAUCUCACGGAUAGUGACCUAUUCUUUUUGCUAGCACAUGAUUCAGAUGAAUUUAACAGAUGGGAGGCUGGUCAAGUCUUGGCGCGUAAAUUGAUGUUAAGUCUUGUAUCUGACUUCCAGCAGAACAAGUCAUUGAAUUUGAACCCUAAUUUUAUCGAAGGGAUUAGAAGCAUCCUUUGCAACUCAAGCUUAGACAAAGAAUUUAUUGCGAAAGCAAUCACCUUGCCUGGUGAAGGGGAGAUAAUGGACAUGAUGGCAAUUGCAGAUCCAGAUGCUGUUCAUGCUGUCCGGACCUUCAUUAAGAAGCAGAUUGCUCUUAGUCUGAAGGAAGAUCUCUUAGCCACUAUUAAUAGUAACAGAAGCUUGGAGGCUUAUGUUUUUGACCAUGAUAAUAUGGCCCGACGUGCUUUAAAGAAUACAGCUCUUGCUUAUCUUGCAUCAUUGGAUGACCCGGAGCUCACCAAUCUUGCAUUGCACGAGUACAAGUCUGCUACUAAUAUGACUGACCAGUUUGCUGCUUUGGCUGCAUUAGCCCAAAAUCCAGGUCAAGUUCGUGAUGAAGUUCUCUCUGAUUUCUACGGAAAAUGGCAGCAUGACUUUUUGGUUGUAAAUAAAUGGUUUGCCCUUCAAGCCAUGUCAGACAUUCCUGGGAAUGUGGCAAAUGUCCAGAAGUUGUUGAGCCACCCGGCAUUCGACCUACGAAAUCCUAACAAGGUUUACUCAUUAAUUGGAGGUUUCUGUGGCUCACCUGUGAAUUUUCAUGCAAAAGAUGGUUCAGGCUACAAAUUCUUGGGUGAAUUAGUGGUGCAGUUGGACAUACUAAACCCUCAGGUGGCAUCGCGAAUGGUAUCUGCCUUCUCUAGGUGGAGGCGCUACGAUGAGCAUAGGCAAGCCCUUGCCAAGGCGCAACUUGAAUUGAUCAUGUCGGCCAAUGGACUGUCGGAAAACGUCUAUGAAAUUGCUUCCAAAAGCUUGGCAGCUUGAAUGAGGAUGAGGAAAGCUUCAAAUUGAAAACAUGGUAUUGACAAUUCAGCAAAAGUUAUCACUGCAAGUUUAUCUACUUUAAUUUUAAAUUUUAUCGCACUUAUGAUAAUGUAUCGACGUAUCAAACUAUGUGUUGCUCCCGAUUAAUAUAUAAAGUUUGCCUCUCCUAGAGACUCGAAUAUUUA